UUGGUUGUUUCUGCCUCAUCUAAGGUUAAUUCUUUCAAAUGCUAUGGUGAGAUAGUGACAAUUGAGAGAAACCUCACUGGUUUAGCUAGUAGCGUUGACUCUGAGCUGAAGUUGAAGGCAACAGAAAUGUUGCAGAAGUUUUUGAAGUAUUGGGAAGGGAUCAAGGGUGUCAACAAGAUGUUGAUCUUAGCAACCAUCUUCGACCCUACACAGAAGAUGCACUUCGCGAAGCUUUGUUUUGAGAAGCUGUAUGGGAACGAUAGCUUGGAGGCAAAGGCAAUGACAAAGUCCGUGACUGAUCUUCUCACAUCCAUGUUUAAGGAGUACAACACCCGUUUCAAAGUGUCAUCUGUACAAGCAUCGCAACCAACUGAAGCCACUGCCGUCUCUGCUCAAGACUCUCAAGAACAAGGAGUGGAAAGAAUGGAACUGGUGGUUGAGGAUUUCGGUUAUGAAAGGAUGGAUGCUGUGUACAAGGAGCUUGUUGCAGAAAAAGGUGAUGAUACUAGGGAUGAGCUUGAAGUAUACUUGAAGGAGGCGGUUGAGAGCCCAAAGCUCUUACCGGGAAUGGAGUUUGACAUUUUGUCUUGGUGGAAGGUGCAUAAAAUGAAGUACCCAGUCCUUGCAGAGAUGGUGAGAGAUCUGUUGGCUAUGCAGGUUUCAUCAGUUGCAUCAGAAAGUGCUUUCAGCACAAGUGGGAGGAUUUUAGAGCCUUAUAGAUCCUGCUUGACUCACUACAUGAUAGAGGUUCUAAUGUGCACUGAGCAAUGGCUUCAAGCUGACAUCAAGCUUAAGGAAACCAUCAUCACAAAUGAGCAAAUACUUGCUGAUGUUGAAGAGUUUGAUAAGCUUGAGAAAGAGUUUGAAGCUCACCAUAUUGAUGCUUGAAGUCUGGACUCUGAAGGUUUCUCGGCUGGAGAUUGUGCUUUGAAAGACUUUGUUUUUUUUUCAUUAAUAUAUGCUGCUUUCUGUUUGGUUUUGGUGUUUGGAUAAUGGU
Molecule: messenger RNA, 997 nt
Organism: Raphanus sativus (radish)
Lineage: Eukaryota; Viridiplantae; Streptophyta; Magnoliopsida; Brassicales; Brassicaceae
Product: zinc finger BED domain-containing protein RICESLEEPER 2-like
Exons: 2
Coding region: 127-888 (253 amino acids)
Molecular function (GO): protein dimerization activity; DNA binding
Source: RefSeq, a predicted model, not a curated record